CAGGCCAGUUCACCGCUGCUGUAGUACUAGUCUCUCUCUGAGCUGUCAAUACACGGCAACCUUGCGCUCCUCCGGCUGUCUGCUCUGACAACAUUUUUCUAUUAAACUCAGUUCACUUUCCUCUACAGCGACGGUUUCCAUCAGAUAACAUCUACUCUCUUCUCAUUAUGACUCGAAGGUGAUCUUCAGAGUGUCCAGGUGGUUCUGGGGUUCCAGGUUGGUGUUGUGAGAGAGCAAGCUGCCUGUGGGGAGGUGGACCGCCUGGGAAGUUGUGUUCCUGGCUCUCAAGUGACUAAGGAAGGGGCUUGACAAACUGUUCUGCAACAUGGAGAAGGGAGACCUAAAGGUCCUCAACAAGGGGGAGGAAGAGGAGAUGGAGCUGCAAGGCUACCGUUUGUGUCGUUGGCGGUUGGCUCUUGUGGGCUUUGGGGUACUUUGCACAGGGGGCUUCCUCCUUCUGCUGCUCUAUUGGAUGCCAGAAUGGUGCGUCAAGUCCACCUGCACCCGCACCACAGCCCGUAAUGCUGAAGUGGUGCUGCUACGCUCCACGGAUGAGUUCCGGCGCUGGUUCCUGGCCAGGGUGCGAGUGAUGCUUGCUCCGGGGCGUAACCCCUUCCACAGCCUGGAGACCCAGACCACCUCCCCCUCCUCCCCUUCCUCUCACUCCUUCUCUUCCCAUGCCUCCCCACCACUGACCAACGGACACACCCCUCACCCCUCCGAUGGCAGCCCUGCUCAGGAGCUCAUACAAAGAUUUUCUGACUACCAGCCCAUACAGAUUCGCUAUUUUACCUUCCAUAGCACAAAGUAUUACUGGAACGAAGAUAUUCAGAACUUUGAGGUUUUAACCGGCCUGGAGGAUCUGCAGCUCAGCUGCUCCACCCUCCACUCGGAGCACAGUGCAGGCCUGACCAGGAACCAGCAGGAGUACAGGAGACUGUUCUUCGGAGUGAAUGAAAUUGCAGUGAAAGUGCCUUCUCUUUUCAAGCUGCUUAUCAAAGAGGUCCUCAACCCUUUUUACAUCUUCCAGCUCUUUAGUGUGAUCCUGUGGAGUACCGAUGAGUAUUACUACUAUGCUGCGGCCAUUGUUUUCAUGUCGGUCAUAUCCGUAGCUACCUCUCUGUACACCAUCAAAAAGCAAUACAUCAUGCUACAUGAUAUGGUGGCAGCUCACAGUAUUGUUCGUGUGUCUGUAUGUCGAGCUAAUAAUGAUAUAGAAGAGAUUAUGUCGACUGAUUUGGUGCCCGGUGAUAUGAUGGUCAUCCCCAGCAACGGGACUAUUAUGCCAUGUGAUGCUGUUUUGGUCAGUGGCACCUGUAUUGUCAAUGAAAGCAUGCUCACAGGUGAAAGUGUUCCUGUGACAAAGACCAACCUCCCAAACCCUCCACCAGGGGAGCAGGAGGAGGCUGAUAGUGCCUACAACACUGAGGAACAUAAGAGACACACACUCUUCUGUGGCACCAAUAUCAUCCAAACCCGUUUCUACACAGGGGAACUUGUCAAGGCUGUGGUGGUCCGCACAGGUUUCAGCACAGCCAAAGGCCAGUUGGUGCGCUCCAUCCUUUAUCCUAAACCCACUGACUUCAAGCUGUAUCGUGAUGCCUACCUCUUCCUGUUGUGUCUGGUGGCUGUGGCUGGAAUUGGCUUUAUAUACUCUAUUGUUCUCAGUAUCAUGAACAAGGAGUCAGCGAAGACCAUCAUCAUCGAGUCCCUGGACAUUAUAACUAUCACUGUGCCACCAGCACUACCGGCAGCCAUGACAGCUGGAAUUGUAUACGCCCAGCGACGUCUCAAACACAUAGGCAUUUUCUGUAUCAGCCCACAGAGGAUUAAUAUUUGUGGACAGAUCAAUCUGGUCUGCUUUGACAAAACUGGGACUUUGACAGAAGAUGGAUUAGACCUUUGGGGAGUUCAGAGAGUUGAAAAUGGCUGUUUUCACCUAUCAGAGGAAAAUGCCUACAAGGAGAAUCUUGUCAAGUCCCAGUUUGUGGCUUGUAUGGCCACCUGCCACUCUCUUACAAAAAUAGAAGGCCAGCUGUCUGGAGACCCACUGGAUCUCAAAAUGUUUGAGGCUACUGGCUGGAUCCUGGAGGAGGCCACUGAGGAGGAAACAUCCCUCCACAAUCGUAUCAUGCCCACUGUAGUUAAACCCCCAAAGCAGCUGCUACCACCAGAGCCUGCUGUGUCACCCGAGCAGGACAUGGAACUCUAUGAGCUCUCGUCAGUGUAUGAGAUAGGUAUUGUGCGGCAGUUUCCUUUUUCGUCUGGACUUCAGAGGAUGAGUGUAGUUGCUCGUCUGUUGGGGGAGAAACGUAUGGAUGCCUACAUGAAGGGUGCACCAGAGGUGGUGGCUAGUGUCUGCAAGAAGGAGACAGUGCCAGAAAACUUUGCCGAGGUUUUGGAGGGUUACACUAAGCAGGGUUUCAGAGUGAUUGCUCUUGCUCAUCGUCGACUUGAAUCUAAACUCAACUGGCACAAAGUCCAGAACAUCAACAGGGAUCACAUAGAAACAAACAUGGAGUUUCUGGGUCUCAUCAUCAUGCAGAACAAACUGAAGGCAGAAACCCCCGGCGUGCUGCAAGAUCUUCAUCGAGCCAACAUCCGCACUGUCAUGGUUACUGGUGAUAACAUGUUGACAGCAAUCUCUGUGGCCCGUGACUGUGGAAUGAUCCCUCCUGAGGAUACAGUCAUCAUUGCUGAUGCCGUGCCUCCUCAUGAUGGACACGCCGCCAAGAUCUCCUGGAGAUAUGCUGACAAACCCAGCAAGAUGACUCGAUUUGAGGAAGUCAACAUAAGCCUGGAGGAUGUGUGUCAUGUAGAUGAGCCUAAAACACAAGAGCUGUACCACUUUGCUAUGAACGGAAAAUCAUUUUCGGUAAUCGCUGAGCAUUUCCCUGAUAUGCUUCAGAAGCUCGUACUGCAUGGGACAGUGUUUGCCAGAAUGGCGCCCGACCAGAAAACCCAGUUGAUUGAGGCACUACAGGGGGUAGAUUACUUUGUGGGGAUGUGUGGAGAUGGAGCAAAUGACUGUGGGGCUCUGAAGAGGGCGCAUAGUGGAAUCUCUCUGUCUGAGCUUGAAGCCUCAGUUGCCUCUCCUUUUACCUCGAGGACCCCCAAUAUUUCAUGUGUCCCUAGCCUCAUCAGAGAGGGACGUGCUGCUCUUAUCACUUCAUUCUGUGUGUUCAAGUUUAUGGCUCUCUACAGUAUCAUCCAAUACAUCAGCGUCACUCUCCUCUAUUCGAUAUCCAGUAACCUUGGAGAUUUCCAGUUUCUCUUCAUCGACAUUGCUAUCAUCCUCCUUAUUGUCUUUACCAUGAGUCUGAACCCAGCCUGGAAAGAAUUGGUGUCAUGUCGUCCCCCAUCAGGACUGAUCUCAGGGCCUCUGCUGUUCUCUGUGCUGACCCAGAUCCUCAUCUGCUUGGGCUUCCAGACCACUACAUUCCUUUGGGUUCGACACCAGCCCUGGUACACCAUCUGGACACCACUUACAGAUGUCUGCAACUCCACAUCACACUUGAAUGUGUCUGACCUCAACGACACAGAAGAGGACGACCACAACAUCCAAAACUUUGAGAACACCAGCCUCUUCUAUGUCUCAUCUUUCCAAUAUCUCAUUGUUGCCAUUGUUUUCUCAAAGGGCAAACCUUUCAGACAGCCGAGCUACAAGAACUGGCCUUUUGUGAUUUCUACUGUGAGUUUGUAUAUUUUCCUGCUGUUCAUCAUGUUUCAUCCCAUUGAAAGCAUUGAUGAGUUUCUAGAGAUUGUCUGCGUCCCUUUUGAAUGGAGGACAAAGCUUUUCCUAAUCAUCCUUGUUAAUGCUGCUGUGUCAGUUUUGGUGGAGACCUUCAUCCUUGACAUCGUCUUAUGGAAGCUUGUGUUCAGCAGAGACAAACAGGGCAACUUUGGCGUCACCCCUGCUGCUCCGACACCACAGGGGGGGAUUGAUCUGCGGGCAUACAAGUGUCUGUCCAGGCUUUGCUGCAGAGGCAAGAUGACACCCAAAGCUCGCUAUAUGCAUCUGGCCCAGGAGCUCAGUGUGGACCCCGACUGGCCCCCAAAGCCAACAACAACCACUGAAGCCAAGUCCCUCCCAGAAAAUGGUUCUACUAAUCAAAUCAUGAUCAACUCCUAGCACCACUAUAACUCCCAUUACUAUCAAAUCUCCAUCUUUCAUACAGGAGACACGCAUAUGACGUGUGUUAGAAAAUGCACAUACAGCCUAUUUAGAUGAAGUUGAAAUGAUUAUUGCUCAUUUUUACCGUUUGUGCAUCUAGUACUGCAAUAUUAAUGCAAAAACUUUAGGACUGCACACAGAUACCAAAUAAAUUUACAUGUUAGCUCAGUACUCUUACGCUGUCAGGCACAGCUCCUCCAGUGCUUUCAGGUCUCAUUUGCUCAUCAUUACAUUUCAUUAAAGCAUAAAGUGGAACCCUAUUUUCUGUUCUGAUGUCUGUUCAGGAAAGCUAAGAAAUACUUAACUCAACCUGACAAGAAAACUGACAAGCCAGGUCAAAUUUGUCCAGUGUUUCUUUCAGUA
Melanotaenia boesemani (Boeseman's rainbowfish) is the source of this 4537-nucleotide messenger RNA. RefSeq names its product ATPase 13A3 (gene atp13a3). The transcript has 34 exons. The coding region runs from base 326 to 4132 and encodes 1268 amino acids. Gene Ontology annotation, cellular component: late endosome membrane. Gene Ontology annotation, molecular function: ATP binding; polyamine transmembrane transporter activity; P-type ion transporter activity. The record is from RefSeq and is a predicted model, not a curated record. Lineage: Eukaryota; Metazoa; Chordata; Actinopteri; Atheriniformes; Melanotaeniidae. Gene Ontology annotation, biological process: intracellular calcium ion homeostasis; polyamine transmembrane transport.